Messenger RNA from Linum trigynum, 3877 nucleotides. The record is from the annotation of a GenBank genome assembly. Lineage: Eukaryota; Viridiplantae; Streptophyta; Magnoliopsida; Malpighiales; Linaceae.
AAUGUUACAUGAGUUAGUUUGAAUUUUCAUUAUAUGCUGGAUCAACAUACGAACUAUUAUUUUGGUGUAAUGUUAUAAUUAUUACUAUAUGCUGAAUGAGAUUCGAUAUAAUUUAUAAUUAUAUGAACAAUAUAAAUAUUUUUUUAUAUAUCCGAACUUAAUUAGAAUAAAACAAUCGGAUCAUUAAUUUUCAACUCACUUAUUCGACCGGGUUAGCGGGUAAACCGAGUUGACAACCUUGCUAUUAGACCCCGCGCUUUAAUUGAAUGCAUGCAUUUUUCCACAAUCAGAGGAGAUAAUGCAAGCCCGAAAUUCCAAAUCCCGACAGAAGCUCCCUUCUGGCCCGGAACAGAGGGAAGAUUCACACAAACUCUUGGAAAAAAAGACAAAGACGCUCGUUUACUAGGAUUCCAUAAAUAUUCCGAAUGAAAAAUGGCAGGCUACUCAAAGCUCAAUCACGAGCCCCAAACUUUCUUUCACACCGACAAGAUUUUCUUCCUUGUUUGUUGCUUCUUUCUUUCUUCUUAUAAAUUGGGAUUCUAUUCAUGGUGUGAAUCGUCUAUGGGUUCUGAAAGGAAGAAAAAGAUUGCCGUGAACCCAGAAAGAGAAUCCCAUUUUGUUGCGCGACGUCAAUCCGGCGGCCGAACUUCCAGCGAAGACAGAGAACUGCUCCUUCCAAGUAACCUGGACGGUGGCUCCCGUUUGCCGGUGGGUCAAUUUCACCGGAAAGAUCAGAUUUUUGAGCAGAAUCCAAUGGAAAAGCUAGAAGGGACCGGCUCCGACAAGGAGGGCAGGCAAGAUUAUACACAGGAUGGGACUUUGAGCCUCCGUGGGAAGCCUGUGUUGAGAUCAAGGACCGGGGGGUGGAAAGCUUGUUCCUUUUUUCUUGGGUAUGAAGUGUUUGAGAGGAUGGCGUUUUAUGGGAUAGCAUCAAAUUUGGUGAUCUAUUUAUCAGUGAAGCUUCAUGAAGGCACAGUGAAGUCUUCCAACAAUGUCACCACCUGGACUGGCUCUGUGUGGAUGUUCCCCAUUCUCGGAGGUUACAUCGCGGAUGCUCACUUGGGUCGAUACUGGACCUUUGUCAUUGCAGCAGCCCUCUACCUUCUGGGAAUGUCCCUCUUAACCUUGGCAGUUUCAGUGCCUGGACUCAGACCCCCGACCUGUGGGAAUGGAAUCAACGAAACACAAUGUGAACAAAGCGUCUCGAGUUUCCAAAAGGGGAUUUUCUAUUUCGCAUUGUACACGGUUGCACUUGGAGCUGGUGGAACAAAACCAAAUAUAUCCACAAUGGGUGCAGACCAGUUUGAUGAUUCUGAUCCCAAGGAAAGGCAUUACAAGAUAUCAUUCUUUAACUGGUGGUUUUUCGGCAGCUUCUUUGGCGCCCUCAUUUCCAACAGCCUCUUGAUCUACGUACAAGACAAUGUUGGUUGGACCCUAGGCUACGGUCUGCCAACACUUGGCCUUGCGGUUUCCAUCUCUUUGUUCCUUAUAGGAACACGGUUUUAUAGGCACAAAUCGAUUGCUGGGAGUCCAAUCACUAAAAUGUCGCAGGUUAUUGUUGCUGCUGUCAGGAAAUGGAGAAUACCUGUUCCUGAUGAUCCGAAACAGCUUUAUGAGUUCGCGCCCGAAUCUCACUAUUACAGACUUGAUCAUACAGCCACUUCAUUAAGAUUCCUUGAUAAAGCUGCUGUUAUGACGGGAUCAAGCUCUACAUGGAUGCUCUGUCCAGUGACUCAAGUUGAAGAAACGAAGCAAAUGAUCAAGAUGCUCCCGGUUAUGGCAAUCACUAUAAUACCCAAUACCAUAAUAGCCCAAAUGAACACAUUAUUCAUCAAGCAAGGCACCACUCUCAACAGAAGCGUGGGGCCUGAUUUUGAGAUCCCUCCAGCAUGUCUAUCAGCAUUUGUCACCAUUUUCAUGCUGGUAAGCCUCAUCACUUACGAUCGCUGGUUCGUGCCAUGGCUUGAACAGUACACAAAGAACCCCCGGGGGAUCACUUUGCUAAAAAGAAUGGCGAUUGGCUUUGUGUUGCACCUCGUCAUCAUGGUGACAGCCUGUCUGGUUGAACGAAAAAGGCUGUGUGUUGCCAGAGAACACCACAAACUGGGUCAGCACGACCAAGUGCCUCUCAGCAUCUUUAUCCUGUUGCCCCAGUUUGCUCUGGUGGGGGUUGCGGAUUGUUUCCUUGAACCUGCAAAGCUCGAGUUCUUCUAUGACCAAGCACCAGAAGGCAUGAAGAGCCUGGGCGCCACGUACUUCUCGACCGGCCUUGGGCUUGGGCAGUUCUUUAGCAGUUUCCUUUUGGCAACAGUUUCUGAUAUCACCAAGAAGGGUGGCCACAGUGGGUGGAUUCUGGAUAACCUGAAUAUCUCUCAUCUCGAUUACUACUACGCAUUCUUGGGUCUUCUGGGGCUCCUCAACUUCCUUGUAUUUCUGGUGGUGGCUAAAUUUUUCGUUUACAAUGUGGAUGUGAACUCCACAGGAAGCGGAAAAUUAGACGUGGUAGCUCUGCCAGGCCAAACCACCAGCUAACUCUAUAACUUCAAUAGAAGACGAUUAAUCUAUGUGGAAAUAAGACCAAUGAGUAGUGUUUUGUAUGUUCUUCCUUGCUCCAUGGCACAGCUCAAAAAUCAGGACUUUGGUAUUUUAAAGAAGAAUUUGUUUGUCAAAUAUGCAUAGUUUUUGUUUGCCUUGCACGAAAAAGAGCCAGAAUAGACAUCAAGGAAUGUGGCCGAAGUGAGAUUCUAGUGUUCUUUGUGUCUACCCUUGGCCUAGCUGUAAGCAUCUAUUGAUUGUAACCUUUGUGCCUUUCUUCUAAACCUCUCUCCAACUAAAAUCUGAACAGAGGCAUCGUAAUUGUAUAUGACUGGCAAAACUCUGUGAAAAGGCUGUCUCACAACUCGUUUCCUUCCGCGAUAGCAAGAGGAGUAUAGAAAUCUUCUUGGCAGCCUGACUUUGAACCAACAUGAUUUUGUGUUCCUUUUAACGUAAGAAGCUAACCUUCUUUGAUCUGUAGUCAAGUGUAGUGCAGCAGGGACGGCUGCUCCAUCAAUAUUUGUAUCCAUAUGGCCGAGCAAACUCGAAAUGACAUAAGAUGGUAGAUUAUCAGCCCUGUUUCCACUAAGAUCCAGUUUCGAUUCCGAAAAACUCCUCUCGUCGCUCUAAAUUCUGGGUUAACAACGGACACGAAUCUCUUUCGGUUCGUCCAUUCUUUUAUUGUAGUCCAUCCAAUGUCUAUGGUGGAUGGUUGAGCCUAAAUGAGGAAGGUUUUUGCCAUGACUUUCAUCUCACGUCACCUGUGACACACAUAUGACUGAGACUGCCAUUCUAAUUCUACUUAGUUGUUUAUAUCUGCAGGGUCAAUGCGUUUAGUAGAGCUCUCUAGAUGCAACUUUAUGGAGGUCAAGGCAGAGCCAAGCCCAAGUAAGUCACAGUAGUAAUACUGCUGUCUGUAGCUACUUCGUGGAGCUCGUCCCCCAUUGACAAAUUGCUCGCUUUGAUUUCUUCAACUUUAACCUUUCUCGUCCUUAGAAUAGAGGCAAAUAGUUUAGAACAAUAUGGGGAAGAACGGCAACAACGAACACUUGGGUGAUGAAAAAUCGAUCCCAUAAUGCACACCUUACACCAUCAUUUACAGGAAGACUGAGAACAAAGGAAGAAACAAACAAACAAAUAUUCGAAUACUUUGACUCAUGGCGGACAGUUUGAUUCGUGUUUUCUGGCUUGAAGUGCAUUGGAUCUCAUUGUAGCUGUUCAGUUUCAGUAUAUCUCUCUUUCUCUUUCAUUGAUACGGUUUGGCCAAAUUUGGGAACCUUUUCUUGUUCAAUCACUCGCUGUUCAAUGGUCGCAGGAGAUGGAAUCAAAAUGGAAGGACUUC